CUCCCCUCCCCUCACAGACAGUGUCACUGAUUGUGUGAUUCGUUCAAAAUUUUUAUCACAAAACAACUUAACAUUAAAUAAAUUAAAACUAAAAUGUAUUUUAAAUAAUAAAUUGUGAAUUAUUUUAACCAUAAUUUAAGUCAAAACCGAGUUUUUAAUUGAGUUUUUUAUUUGUUAUUUAAUUUUGUUGUUUUGCGAAAUCAGUUGUUUUGCUAAUUGUAUUGAUUGUGAAGUAAAUGCAGAUAACUAAAUGUCACGUCUGGGACAUCGAGACCGGGAACGAGACAAAUAUGAACCGCCAAACCCACGGAGAACUCAUUCAAUUAUGUCACCCGAAGACGUCCAGAACGGCAAGAAGUCCUAUUGGCCCGAACUCGAGAUCACCGGUGAGUCCAUCCUUGUGGUCGAUCCGAAACCUGAGUCCGCAGUUGUGGGCAAUGACUCACUUGACGUCAUUGUAUUUGAAUGACAACAGUCUGAGUCGUAUCCCUCAAGACAUCGCACGCCUCACAUCACUCAUGCAUUUGGAUCUGUCGUGUAAUAAACUCCGGAGUCUUCCCGCAGAACUCGGAGACCUAAUAAUGUUGAGGGAACUCCUGCUGAACAACAACUACUUGCGAUGCCUUCCUUACGAAUUAGGAAAACUCUUUCAAAUUCAGACAUUAGGACUGAAAGGCAAUCCAUUGACACAAGAAUUGUUAGUCAUUUACAACGAACCGAAUGGCACUCAACGACUACUAUCUUAUCUGUUGGACAAUCUCGUCGUGGGAAAGGCAACCGUUGAAACCGGAACAGUAUUCUCAUAUACGGGACAGACAGGCAGCCAACGCAUCUCAGCCUCGUUUUGUUUGGUCACUUAA
This is a messenger RNA of Medioppia subpectinata, 860 nucleotides long. NCBI's taxonomy places the organism in Eukaryota, Metazoa, Arthropoda, Arachnida, Sarcoptiformes, Oppiidae. The record is from the annotation of a GenBank genome assembly.